AUGAGCUCUCGACUUGUUUCAAGUGAUGCAACUACCAAGGUCGAUGCUCCUUUUCGCGAAGCUGUUGGUGCGUUGAUGCACCUGACCACUGCAACGCGUCCGGACAUUGCGUUUGCUGUGGGCUAUGUAUCGCGGUUCAUGGAAAAUCCCCAAGAAGAACACUGGGUUGCAGUUAAGCGUAUCUUUCGCUACCUACAAGGCACCAAGACGCAUGGAAUUUGCUACAAGCCAAGUGCAAGGAUCGACUUCCGUGGAUAUUCGGAUGCGGAUUGGGCUGGUGAUCUUACCGACCGCAAGUCAACAUCGGGGUACACGUUCAUGCUACUCGGUGCGCCAGUCAGUUGGGGCAGCAAGAAGCAGCCAAGUGUUUCGUUGUCCACGAGUGAAGCUGAAUACAUCGCACUCAGCUUGGCGAUUCAAGAGGGCAAGUGGAUUCAUCGUCUGCUUUGUGAGAUCGUGAUGGCUGCCAAUGAAGAAGGACCGGAACUCAUGAUUCAUGAAGACAAUCAGUCAUGCAUCAAGAUGACGAAGAACCCGGUCAACCACGGCCGUGCCAAGCACAUUGAUAUCAAGUACCAUCACAUCCGUGAUGAGGUCAAGCGCGGUGAAGUGAAGCUCAAGUACUGUGAAACUGCGGUGAUGUUAGCGGACAUCAUGACGAAGGGACUUCAUGGACCACGCCACAAGGAGAUGACGACGGCUCUCGGGAUUCGUGAGCAUUCGGAUUGA
Molecule: messenger RNA, 729 nt
Organism: Peronospora matthiolae
Lineage: Eukaryota; Oomycota; Peronosporomycetes; Peronosporales; Peronosporaceae
Source: the annotation of a GenBank genome assembly